This is a messenger RNA of Diatraea saccharalis (sugarcane borer), 5511 nucleotides long. Lineage: Eukaryota; Metazoa; Arthropoda; Insecta; Lepidoptera; Crambidae. The record is from the annotation of a GenBank genome assembly.
GUGUGAGUUAUAUAACCGUAGGCGUGAGAACGCGGCUUUAUUUCUAUACACAGUUUUGUUUCGAUUAGCCAUUCCAUCUAAUCUUUACGUAUGUAUGUCAUACAACUAAUUAUACUGUAUACCUUCACGCCAGCAAUAUUGUUUUGUAAUAACAUAAUCUUUGAACUUCGAGCAGAGCGCUGUCACAGUACAGAUGGUUCAAUCAAAUAAAACCUACUUUUAAAGGUAAUUAAAGUUUUAUUUCAUUGAAGCUCUAUGCUGUGAUGAUCUUGUCUCUAAUUUCCUUGAUAGGGCAAUGAAAAUGAUUUCAAUGUUUUAUGUUUUUUAUUGUAGGUGCGCGUUCGCGAGUUCUACAUCGCGAUGCAGCGUUGCCCCUACAUCCACGAGAUGAAGGAGCGAUUGCUAGGCGCCCCAGUAGACGGAGUGGAACAGCGCGACGCGCAAGACGCGCGUGACAAGACGCGCGAAAUUCGCGAUCUGUCGCGCGACCCACGCGAUCCGCGCGAUUUGCGCGAGAUCCGUGAUCACGACAACCAGGUCGGCACCAUCGUCAAACUGAAUUCCGACGGGUACGGGUCUCACACGUCGCCGGCGCGGGCGCCGCUCGUCACAGACGAGUGCGAUGCGCCGGCGGACGAGACGGACGCUCUCAGUCCUACGGAUGCGAUACUGCGAUACCGGACCUGCUGUCAACCUGUCACUACCCCUAAAAAUGCCAAAACAUCGUUGUUUAUCAUAUCGAGUUUCAUCUACGCCAAACUUUUAGUUGUGGUUUGUAUUGCUUACGUCAUCAGCGAUGUCAUCACACACAACCUACCCCUGUAUUACUACGAAGGCUUCUUCACCUACCUUUAUGGAAUGAGCAUAUUGUUUUUGUUAUAUGUCUUCUGUUUUCUGCUUCAAGAGAGUGCUUGCUGCAGUGGUAGUCCACCAAAACCGAAGCCGCCACCAAAAGAAAAGAAGCCCAAGAAAGAAAAGGAAAAGGAAAAGAAAACCAAAGAGAAAGAACCUAAGGAAGCUAAAGACGGCAAGGAAGGAAAAGAUGGCAAAAAGGAUGCCAAAAAAGAUGGAAAGAAGAAAGAUAAAGAUAAGGAAAAGGACAACCCUAAAGAAAAACCAACCAAAGAAUCAAAGAAACAAAGCCAAUUUCAGCAACAGGAUGUGGUGGAGUUGGAAGCAGGGCCAGUUGCAAGGCCUGUUCGGCGACGCAAAACUUCACAGAACGACCAUAGUCACGGCAGCUUCUUUUUAAGAAUAGGUGCUAUUGCGUUUGGUCUUGGAACUAUGAUCUACAAUGGCCUGGAGUUUGGGACGUUCUUUGAGCUUCCAUUAGAAUCACCUUGCUAUCUCAUUUUAAAAGGCAUAAAUCCUGUAUUACAGAUGGUAUUUACAUUUAUGCAAAUGUACUUUAUUUUUAUGAAUUCACGGCUGAACAUUCAUCGAUUCAAAGUCAUUGCUCGAUUUGGUUUGAUGCAUGUAGUCGCUACCAAUAUCUGCGUAUGGAUAAGAACACUUGUCCUUGAAUCACUCAAGGAAAUCACUGAUUACCACGUUAAAAAUCCUUUAGGUCUUCCUGGCGAAGGCGUACUCGGAAAGGUCAUUCGUAAACAUACCUUGAGGCAUUCUGGUAAAGUUUUUGGAGCCGCAACCACCGCAGCGACUACUGUCGCUUCUACAGUUUUAACUACUGCCAAAAAUGCUGGAGAACAAAUUUUGAAUGUUGUAACAUCAUCCACAACCGCUGAACCCACAACGACUUCUAGCACAACGGAUAAUGCAACGGAAAUUUUUGAGUCCUUCGAUAAUCUGAACCCUGCUGCUUUGAUUGCCAACAUAGAUAACACUACUGUGUGUGGCCGAAAUCCAAUUAUGGGCACCAUUGUUGCCGACUCUGCACCUUAUUUGUAUCCAUUUAUUAUUGAAUAUUCACUGAUCGGUGCCGCUGUUAUCUAUGUCAUGUGGAAACACAUCGGCCGCUAUCCAAGUGUGGCCAACGAUGAAGAUCUGGAAAGACGUUUGGAGGCUGUUCUCUCCCGCAGGGCUGCAGCUUUAGCAGCUGCACAACGAGGCAAUCGAGUAGACUGUGCUGGAGCUUCCAAGGGACUGUUUUGUGGACUACUUCUUCUGGUGGCCUCUCUGAUCUGCCUGAUUCUCUUCUUCGUAUUGAUAAGACACCAAGAGUUGAAACGACUCUCGAUAUACUUGGCAGAUGUAUCCCAUUGUGCUCUGAUGGUGCUAUCGAUACUCGCAAUUUUAAUUGGCUUUAUACGUGGUCGUAAAAUGAAAUGGAGCUCUAGCCCUCCCUCCUGUACCGAGCCUCUUCGCAGGGUACAAUCGUUGAAGUUCCGUUCAGAAGAGCAAUCGGAUCUGAAUGACAUCCUGCUUCGUGUCUCUGCGUUUGGGCUGUUCGUGUAUGCAGUGUUCAGCGUGAUUGCUGGUGGAAUGGGUGCAUUUACUCAUGAGCCAAACCUUCUCGUCAUGAUCACUGGAUGCUUAAGUGUUUUUCAGGUUAUACUUCAGCUAUUAUUUAUCGCGGAUGUGUCUCGUCGUCGUGUCCAUCUUCCUGAGCAGGAACGCAGUAAGCCCGCACGUCAAGCCGUCACCUUCCUUCUCAUUUGCAACGUUACAAUGUGGCUCAUCUACACUUUCGAGGUGCAGAAGGUUCUUGCCAAUCCUGUACAAUUGGAUUUCUACGGGUUCGUCGCUUGGUCUCUGGUUCAACGCUUCACUCUCCCACUUUGCAUUUUCCAUCGCUUCCAUUCAGCCGUUACUCUAGCUGAAAUCUGGAAGACUACAUACAAAGCGCGUCUGGAGUGAACGCUUACUGAGAAUGCAGGAUCAUGAAUCCCAUAAUCAACUUUGACUUCGUUCUUUGUUGAUCAAUGAGGAGAGCUAUUGAUUUCGUCCUAACUCGGGGCAGCAAUACUGUAGUUAGAAAUAAAAAAAGUUGCUAGUACCGAAUCAUCUUGCUGUUUCAUAAAGUGUUAGAAUAGGAUUGUGUGACGAAUUUAGUGAUGUAAAAAUCAAUUUUAAACGAAGGUAUACCUGACGUUACAAUUAUGUCGAACAAAACUGGCUAGACCCCGCGGAUCAUCAUUAUGUUGGUUAUAAUUUUCAAUGGUUGUUUCAUAUUUUCUUUCUUUUCACAUUCCAUAUCUAAGUACAUAUACUUUUAUUACAGUUUCGUGUAAACUAGGUUUCUUGGAAGACUGACAAUGGAGACUAACGUGACCAAACAUACAUAUAUUUUCAUCUAUACUUUGCUUUGAUAUUUAUACGUAAACAGAAUUGCUCAUAUUUCGGAUUUCUAUACUUGUGUACAUUUUAUUAUAAUGAGAGAAUUUGAUCUAUCGAAACAAUGAUAAUAGAAAAUAAUUUCCCGUUGUGAAAUGUUCCCUCCUUUGUUAGAAAUAAUUUAUGUGCCAUGGUUUUAGAAUUAAGGCUUAAUUAAAAUUUGACAAUAUUUUACAUUUCUUUGAACUAUUUUUGAACGGAGGAGAAGAAAUGAGUACAGCUGUAAAACAAUUAUUAUCAAAACUAUUAUUAUUUAAAUAGAAUAUUAAGAUUAUAUUUGAUGUGUUUGUUUUGAAAAUGAAUUGGUAAGUUCGACGAAUAUAAUUUGUUUGCAUUGAUAGAUGUUUAAUAUCUCGUUCGGAACUAAAAUAAAUACAUUUCGCGUAUCUAUUAUAAUGUCGUAAGCAUAUUUUAGAUUAUUAAAUGAAUAAAGUUAGUGGUAUAUUUAAAGUUUCAGAAGAUUUAUUAGCCAACAUUUUGAGAUAAGCAGUAGAGAUAUCGAAUGUGCUAAUUAUAAGAUUUGUAAUUAAUCAAAUAACAAUUUUGAUAACAUGUACUUAAUAAAGAAGUCAUAAAAUAUAAUGCUGAUGCUUGGCUACAGGAAAACGCUUUGUAAACGUCUGACGAUUUAUUGAAUAUUUUCAGUUAAAACAUUUCAUUGCAAGGGGGCCAUAAUGAUCUAAUUUUUAUUGAACAUUGCACAUUUAUAGAACUUUUAGUGAGUAUAACGAGAUGUAACAUAGGAUAAAUACUUACAUAAACAUUGUAGUGACAUAUGUAUUGUGACAUUAAAAAUUUUCGGAAUAAUCCGUAUUCUAGCUAGCAACAUACGCGUUUUAUAUAUUGAUAAGGUGAGGUGAAAUUUCGUUCUAAUGGAUUAGAGGUUCCGAAAUGUUUACUUAAAUACUUUUUGUGCAAUCUAUUUUUGUAAAAUGAGGUUGUUUUACAUACACCAACGUUGCUAACUUCAUGAUGGCACGUGGUGUGAUAUCAUUUUGGUGUUAUAUAAACUUUUUUUUUGUAUAAAAUAGAUUAUAAUAUUCAAAUUAUUUAAAGCAUAUUUAUUAAUUUUGUAAAUUAAAGUUUAAGGUAGAUUCGUAACUUAUUGCUCUAGGGUAUGAGCGUAACGUAUGCUUACAUCGUGAGAAUUUGAGUGAACGUAGUUAGUUUUUGACUGGUUUAUAUUUUAACGUUAAAUAAUAAUAUAGCGAUUUAUUAUUAAUAAAGAUUAUAAUAUAGAUCUGGGAAUCUCAUUGGUUUUAAGCGACGGAUGAUAUUGCUAACACCUUCCAACAAAAAGUCCUUGGCAUUAUAAAGAAAUCAACCAGCAGCGUGUGUGGCUUGUUUUAUCACUGCCGUUAAUAUAAACAACCGUAUAAAAUAUCUCGUAACUAAGUUCUUUGAUAAACUUAUACUAUUUCUAACUUGUUCAAUUUUGUAGGUGAUAUUUACUGGUGUACCUUAAUGUUUGGAACAAAAUGUACCGAUGUUUGUAACAUUAGGUUAAAAUUAUCAUCAUAAUUGUGGAUACUCGAUCAAUGUUAUAUAGAGAUACCAAAAAUAAAAAAUUUGGAAAUUCUACUUUGAAGUAUAUGAUUAAUAUAUGUAAAUGUCUAUUUGAAUAAAUCAAAUAAUAUAUAAAUGUGAAUGGUUGUUUUAUUUAUUUGUAACCUUACGUCUAUAUAAGUAUAAGUGGGAGCGAAAGUUUUUAAAGAUAAUCAAAAAGUUACCAUUGUUUACAAUUUGAUUUGUCAUUUUAUAUAGAUUUCCUUAUUCUUUGAUAAAUAUUGGGGGGGUAUUUAAGUAUAUAAUCGGUAACAAAAAUAAAUUUAUGAAUAUUUUUUGAUAUAUCGUUUUAAAUACGAAAGAAAACACAAAAAAAUAUUAUCUCGAGCUACUCCAUGUUUGGAAGGCACGUUAAGCCAUUAGUCCCGGCUGCAUUUGCAGUCGUUAAUACCCUCCAUUCAGCAUUGGGCCAGCGUGGAGGGUCAUGGCCCAUCCUCCUUAACCAUCCAUAAGGAAGGCCUGAGCCCCUGCAGUGGGGACUUAAAAGGGCUGGUGAUGAUGAUGAUAAUGAUGAUUUGACAUCGUUAAAAUAAUGAGGAAGUAUUAAAAAAAAAUAAAGAAACUACGAAAAUUUAUGUUACUAGAUGGCAGCACAAAUUGUUGGAUCUAAACGUCAAUUCAUGACGUUAAACCAAAGAGAAUAGAAUCGUC